AUGUCGAGCUCUCUCCCGGGUAGUCGAGAGCUGCCAGCCUCUAAAUAUGAUCUCAGCACAUACUGGGGAAGAGUUUGGCAUUCAGCAAAUAUUUCAGAUCCUAGGACAUUGCUAGUUAACCAGGCGGGGUUGGAACAUGCAAAGACCUUGAUCGCAGGAUAUAAGCAAGGAAAGAUCGGGGAGAUGAAUGUGGAGUUAUGGAAGGCGAAGAAGAUCGUUGAUUCUACAUUACAUCCUGAUACCGGCGAACCAGUCUUGCUACCAUUCCGGAUGUCAUCCUUUGUGCUUUCGAACUUGGUUGUCACGGCAGGAAUGCUUACACCCGGUCUGGGGACGACUGGAACUCUCCUCUGGCAAAUAACAAAUCAGUCCCUAAACGUUGCAAUCAACAACGCCAAUGCCAACAAAUCGAUCCCAUUAUCUACCUCCAAAAUUACUCAAUCCUACUUCCUUGCUGUCGGUGCUUCCUGCGCCGUUGCCCUCGGUCUUAAUGCACUCGUGCCUCGAUUAAAACGAGUUAGUCCAGCUACAAAAACGAUUCUUACAAGACUGGUACCAUUUGCUGCUGUGGCGAGCGCCGGAGCCCUCAACGUGUUCUUAAUGCGCGGAGAGGAGAUCAGACGGGGUAUCGAUGUCUACCCUGUCCUCUCAGAGUCCGACAAGGCCAAGCUCGCAGAUGAGGGGAAAUCAGAAUCGUCCGUAGCUUCUCUGGGCAAGAGCAAGAAAGCCGCUACACUUGCUGUUUCUGAAACUGCUCUGAGCCGAGUCCUGAACAGCUCUCCCAUCAUGGUCAUCCCGCCUUUGAUACUUGUCCGCCUACAAAAGCAAGAAUGGCUCAAGAGAAAUCCAAGACUUACUUUACCUGUUAAUCUUGUCUUGAUCCUUGGUACAAGUCUCUUUGCAUUACCAUUGGCCCUUGCAGCGUUCCCUCAGAGGCAAAGUGUGGAUGCGAAAAGUUUGGAGAAAGAAUUUUGGGAUCAAGGUGGAGAGGGUGGCAAAGUUGUCUUUAACAGAGGUAUUUGA
This is a messenger RNA of Lachnellula hyalina, 1023 nucleotides long. RefSeq names its product putative mitochondrial transport protein (gene fsf1). Lineage: Eukaryota; Fungi; Ascomycota; Leotiomycetes; Helotiales; Lachnaceae. The coding region runs from base 1 to 1023 and encodes 340 amino acids. Gene Ontology annotation, biological process: monoatomic ion transport; mitochondrial transmembrane transport. The record is from RefSeq and is a predicted model, not a curated record. The transcript has 4 exons. Gene Ontology annotation, molecular function: monoatomic ion transmembrane transporter activity. Gene Ontology annotation, cellular component: mitochondrial inner membrane.